AGGUCAUGUGACUGCGUGUCCCCCUGCUGGACGCCACAUGUCUCUGCAGGCUGUCCUGUAGUCCUGCAGUGUUUUCCCUCUGCCUGCACUGGUUCUGUAGUAAGAAUACUGUUAUCCCACUGAUACUUCUACUACAUGCAGCUGAGAGUACGUGUGCAGCCGCUCCGACUCAGCAGGGGGCGCUGUGGUGCUGUGACAUGGAGACACCGAGUUAGUGUGUGUGAGAGAUGAUGUUGAAGACAUGGAGCAGAGGAGGAUGCAGCGGCUCGGCUCUGGACAGAAAACAACAUUCAGGUAGGAAAACAAACAAACAAACAGGCCGACAGACGCGAAGCAGCCGAUCGAAGCGAACAUCGAACAGGAAACGCAAGCGGCGCCGUGCUGGACGGUCGGAGGGUGUGUGUGUGUGUGUGUGUGUGUGUGUGAUGCUGGGUGCUGAUGCUGAUGAUCAGUAGACUUUGGUCAGGAAACACACUCCAUCAGAUUUGUUGGUCUGAGGCGCUCAGGCAGCAGCAGAACAACAGUCGAAACCCUCCGACGGUAAAUGAAGGGAGUGAUGAGGCGUUCAGGUGCUGGUUAGAGGGUGGGACUGAACAGCGCCGCCUGCCUCACUCAGCUGUUACUGUCUGAUUAUAAAUAAAGGAGCGUCACAGCGUCCGGUCGGUAUUUUCAAAAUAAGAUUCAGAGAUGAGUCUUUAUUGGCAUUGCACGGUCGUACGGUGUACAUUAGCACAAAGAAACUGGGGCACAGUUCUCCCCUCGGUGCAAAAGUAUCGGAUAAAUAAUAAAUAGCUAAGCAAGGCGUGCACUUAUCGAAAAGGUGAGACACUAUAUAUAUAUAUAAAAAUAUUACACAUGUUAGGGUUGCACAGUUGUGUAGAAAAAAUGAUUGUACACGUUUAUUGCAUCUGUCUUGCCUGUGGCUGGAACGACACAUGAUCAGAUGGGUUCAUUUAACAGGACUACGGCCCUGCUGUAACACCUGUCCCUCAGCCUGUUAGUCAAACAAUAAGCAGCAAUAAAGCUUUUACACGACAGGAAGUGAGAGAAUCAAAGAGUUUGGAGCAAAGCAACGUGUUGUUUUUGAUAAACCUUUUAUUAAAAUCAAAUCAUAAUCUCAACUAAAGCUCUUAAACACAAUAAAAUGUUCACUGCUCACCUCUGAGAUGUAGUGGAGUAGAAAUAUCUAAGUGGUGUAAAUGGAAAUACUGAAGUGCCUACAGAUUGUGACCAACAUUUCUGUUCAGUGAAACUUUCAUCAGCAGCAGUUUCAGUCGUUUAGUGCGUUUCUAUUGGCUGACAGACCACACCUGCUGGACAAAGGUGAGCUCUGACCGAUCAGGCUGCCGCGAAACCGGAAGUGACCGUUUGUUGAACAGGAUCUUACGGUGGCUUUAUAGUCACUCUCGACCUGUUGAACAGUGAGACUAUUGAGUUGUAACGCAGCACUUUUUAUUAGUUUAUUGAGGAUUUUCUGCGUGACAACAAAACCGUUUCCUCAUCAGAGCAGGAAGUGACACAAAGUUAAACCUGAACUGAAGUGAAACAGCAGGAAAAUCAAAGAGUGAGCAGCGAAGGAGAAAAUAUAAUCAUUUAAAGAUAAAACGUGAAUGAGCUGAUUCUGUGAAUAUUCACCUGAGUAUGCAUCGCGGGUUGUGUUGAAUUACAGCAGUGACGUUGUCACUAGUUUUGCUCUUACAUAACUGAUCAGGCUGUGACGUUUGAAGUGGAACAAAAGGAACAAAACUUCCAGUUUGUUUAUGGAGCUGACGACGCGCUCAUGAGAGGGAGUUUUAUUUUGAAAAGCACUGACCGGAUGUUGUGGUUGUGUGACGCGAUUGACGCUGUAGGAUGCGGAGCUGCAGUGCGGACAAACAGGCUGGAGCUGGAGAGCCCGACACCCGCUGACCCGCUGAGCGCCUCUGACAGCCGGCCCGGGUCCGCUUCAGACGGGUCUCUUGGUCUGGUUUUGUCCCAGGUUUGUCUGCCGGAUCCGGUCCAGCAGGAGGAGGAUCAGUCCGCCUCCUCCCAUUCUCCUCCUCCUCCUCCUCCUCCUCAGCUGCGGCAGCGGAGAGCCGGAGGAGGACCCGGACCCGGACAGCAGCGGGUUUUUACGGCGCACUCCUGGACUCUGAAGGGAAAUAAAAUCUGUGUUUGUGUCUUUGUGGACUGGUUCAGCCCCGCAGCGGGUCUGGACGGCCGGUCUGAGGAGAGAACGGGUCUGGUUUGACACCGGGGACUGUUAGAGGAGAAAUACAUGGUGGUUUAGUCCUCCGGGAAUCUGAGGCCCAAACCCCGGCCCCCUUUUAGAGGAACGGUGGGUUUUCUGGACCAGGACGUUUUGUGCCGAAAUAAAAUCCCAGAUGAAGAUUCCCAAAAGGCGGAAAAGGAGCGGACGGUGCGCCAGAUAAAUGGCUCUUUUAAGCAGGGAGCUGCUCGUGUUCUGUCCGGCUGGCAGCUGUGCCUAGUCCCCAGCCUCCAGGACAACGCCAACAUGAACGGGACGUCCGAGCAGGCCGACAUCCUGCCGCCGAACUGCAUGGUCAAGGACCGAUGGAAAGUGCUGAAGAAGAUCGGUGGGGGCGGGUUCGGGGAGAUCUACGAGGCCUUGGACCUGCUGACGCGGGAGAACGUGGCGCUGAAGGUGGAGUCGGCCCAGCAGCCCAAACAGGUGCUGAAGAUGGAGGUGGCGGUGCUGAAGAAGCUGCAGGGUAAAAACCACGUCUGUAAGUUUAUUGGCUGUGGGAGAAACGACAAAUUCAACUACGUGGUGAUGCAGCUGCAGGGUCGUAACCUGGCCGACCUGCGGAGGAGUCAGCCCAGAGGAACCUUCACCAUGAGCACCACCCUGCGGCUCGGGAAGCAGAUCCUGGAGUCCAUCGAGGCCAUCCACUCAGUGGGCUUCCUGCACCGCGACAUCAAACCGUCAAACUUCGCCAUGGGCCGACUUCCCUCCACCUACAGGAAGUGCUACAUGCUAGACUUUGGUCUGGCACGGCAGUACACCAACACCACCGGAGAGGUCCGCCCGCCGAGGACCGUGGCGGGUUUCAGAGGGACGGUCCGAUACGCUUCAGUCAACGCUCACAAAAACAAGGAAAUGGGUCGCCACGACGACCUGUGGUCGCUGUUCUACAUGUUGGUGGAGUUCACUGUUGGACAGUUGCCAUGGCGAAAGAUCAAAGAUAAGGAACAAGUCGGCCAGAUUAAAGAGCGUUACGACCAUCGGCUGCUGCUCAAACACAUGCCUUCAGAUUUUAGCAUCUUCCUGGAACACGUCCUGGCUCUGGACUACUACACCAAACCGGACUACCAGCUGCUCAUGUCGGUGUUUGAGAACAGCAUGAAGGAGCGAAUCAUCACCGAGAACGAGCCUUUCGACUGGGAGAAGGGAGGCGACGUGGCGCUGUCCACCACCGCCUCCACGCAGCCACAGCACAACACCCGACCCACGGCCGCCAUGGUGGGAGCCAUCGUGACGCCGGGUCCUGGAGACCUUCUGCGGGAGAACACUGACGACGUUCUGCAGGACGAGCACCUCAGCGAUCAGGAGAACGCCCCUCCGGCCCCGUCCAGCCGGGCCCCCGGUGACACGGGGGCCCCACAUGUGGCAGAGCCAGGAGAGGCCUGGGAGGACACAGACUUCAACCGCAACAGACUCAGGAUCAGCCUGAACAAGGGGGCUCAGGACGAGGAGGCGGGUCGGGUGACAUGUCCAGUGUCGCCGGUUCGAGGUGGAGCUCCAGAGUCCCCGACAGGUCAGGGUCGGUCCCUGCGGUACCGCCGGGUCAACAGCCCUGAGUCUGACCGUCUGUCCGCUGCCGAGGGUCGGGCCGACGCCUACGGACAGAGGUCUAGGAUGGACAUCCUGGGCUCUCCGUCUCGUCACGUCUACUCCUCCCAGCCGGCUCAGAUGCUGUCCGUCGACCCCGGCUGCCGCGGCGAUCGUCAGGUCAGCGGCCGUCAGGAGGUGUCCGUGGCGUCCGUCGACCAGGAGGCACACAGCAACGCCUUCAUCCGCUCCGUCCCGCUGGCCGAGGAGGAGGACUUUGACAGCAAAGAGUGGGUGAUCAUCGACAAAGAGGCAGAGCUUCGAGACUUCCAGCCAACCACGUCGGGGACCACAGACGAGGAGCCUGAGGAACUCCGCCCCCUGGAGGAGCAGGAGGAGAGGAGAAGGCUCAGGGCUGGAGGAGGGGAGCUGGUGGUUCGUCCAAAGGUCCACACCAGGGAGAGCAGCCGCGGGAUGCUAACGCUAACGGAAGAGGAGGCAUCAAGGAGGAGCGGUGGCAGUCCCGCCCAGUCGCCCUGUCACUCGUUGCCUUCGGGACGCCCCCGGCGGAGGGAGUCAGAGCCCAUUGGACCUCAGAGACCGGUGCUGUCGCCCACUGAACAGAGCGCCCCAUCGCCACCUUCCCCAGACUAUCGAACAAAAGGCCAGAGUGACGAAAAGGAGCAUUUCCACAUCCUUCCUCAGCUGCAGGCCAAGAGGGCUGACUUCCUCACCGUCAUGCUGACUGGGACCCUGCCUCAGCGGCGGAGCUUUGCGACACCAGAUGAAGAAGUUCCAGAACCUCCAGGGCCAAAGGAUGAUGAUGUCACAAAGAGUGAGUCCAACAGUGAGGCCAGUCAAAAGAGCACUGAACGUAGCCAGGACGCUGCACCUUCAACACUCAUGGCAGAGGACCAAAGGGGCCAGAGGGAGCAUGCUUCAGCUGCUGAUGCAGACCCCGACCUGGAGGAUGCUUCCAAAACCCUUGUCCUCUUCUCCCCUGGAGACACUCGCAAGUCUCCCUCUGGUGGUGAUCACGGUCUAGAGGGUGAGUUGGCCACACCGUGUGCCCUCACUUCCCGUAAUGAUCGCCUUCCCACUGGGGAGGCAAUGCAGCGUGAACCCUCUGAGACAGGCCGUCUGUCCCCUGCUCUCAGGUCAGAUCUGAGGCCAUCCACUCCCAUCGCUCCUGCAUCACCGCCCUUCACCAAAGUUGAGCGUACUUUCAUCCAUAUUGCAGAGACAUCGCACCUCAAUGUCAUGUCUUCCAAUGGUCACUCUGCCAAGGACAGUGACCGGGAAGUCUUGGCCAUCAUGAAGGUAUCAACUGCAGAGGAUGACGCCCAUGAGCAGGGUCAGGGGGGAGCACCAGAGACCAAAGAGUCUCCGGAGCAGUCCACGCCAGAUAAAGGUACAUCUGUUGAGAAGCAGCCCAAUACUGAGAAUGGUCCGUCAACUAUCCUGGUCCAAUCUCUGGAGCCUGUUCCAGAGGCCGUGCCACUAGUUCAAGAACAUAUAGAUGUGUCACAGGAAUCUAAGAAACAGCCGACAUCCAUUGAAGAAGCUACCAAGCUUUCGACUACUUUAUUAGAACUACCAGCUGCCAUAAAGCCCAGAAUCCGAAGCCGAAUCCCAGUACUCAUCUCUGAAGAGGACUCAGGCUCAGAGCAGUCCUCCUCCCUCUCUGCUCGAGCUCGUCUUCAGCAACGGACAAGGCAGCUAGACUUGGCCCGCUUGGUGGUCCAGAAGCAACAGGAUCGGUGGAUGAGGAGGAGGAUGCUGUCUGGGACAUCAUCGUCGUUAUCCUCUGGGGAUGAUGAGCGUCGGAGAGCUUCUGAAACUCUGUCCACCACCGGCUCAGAGGAGGACACACAUACCUCGGAUGAGUCCAGAAGGAGCUCCCGUCUCAAACCAACUGAAGAGCAAGGCUUCAAGGAGUGCAAGAGCAGGAUUCCUAGACCCAUUACUCCCAUUAAGAGGCCUUCAGUUGGGUUUGCCGCUGCUUCUCCUCUCUCUUUGCCAGAAUCUGGUUCUACUAAAGGAGCAUCAUCCUUCACUAACGGGAAUCAGAAAAUUGGACUGAGCACUCUUAGCACUCAACGGAAAUCCAAACCUGUCUCUCCCAGAGCCUCCUCCUCAUGUCCCCGUCCGUCUGCUGCCCCUGCUCCCUCCGGCAGCCCUCGAAUGCCCCUGCGAGUCCUGUUUGGAACUCGACGCAGCCUUAGUUCCACCCACUGCAGGACUGACAGCCCUUCUCCUCAGAGAGUAUGUCCUUCCAGACAGCCCCUCUCAGUUCGAGCCCCGACCGUCCCCAUGCUCCCACCUCGAACUACAACAACCAUGCGGCGUAGCGCCUCACAGGAAGCCACCGCACAGCUUUCUUCUGGCACCAUGCCUCCCAGGACCAAGCCGAAACCAACUGGGGCGGCUAAGGGAAAGCCAAAUUCCAAGGAGAAGGCAGUGCCCACUAGAUAAUACA
Messenger RNA from Scatophagus argus, 6251 nucleotides. It is a transcript of the gene ttbk1a, whose product is annotated as tau tubulin kinase 1a. NCBI's taxonomy places the organism in Eukaryota, Metazoa, Chordata, Actinopteri, Scatophagidae. Gene Ontology annotation, cellular component: nucleus; cytoplasm. The transcript is spliced from 16 exons. The record is from RefSeq and is a predicted model, not a curated record. The coding region runs from base 2495 to 6247 and encodes 1250 amino acids. Gene Ontology annotation, molecular function: ATP binding; protein serine/threonine kinase activity. Gene Ontology annotation, biological process: signal transduction; peptidyl-serine phosphorylation; peptidyl-tyrosine phosphorylation.